Molecule: messenger RNA, 3321 nt
Organism: Branchiostoma belcheri (Belcher's lancelet)
Lineage: Eukaryota; Metazoa; Chordata; Leptocardii; Amphioxiformes; Branchiostomatidae
Product: girdin-like
Exons: 5
Coding region: 1-3321 (1106 amino acids)
Source: RefSeq, a predicted model, not a curated record
AUGGGACCACCCUGUCACCACCCUGUCAACAAUGUGAGGAAUUCAGACGUCACAUUCGCACAACAAAGGGACCAGUAUCAGAAACAAAAGGAUUCGUAUCAGAAACAAAGACCCGUAUCAGAAUCGAAAAGACGCGUAUCAGAAACAGACACGAGUAAGGGUACACCCCGAGCGGGGACGAAAAGCUACCGGGCGCAGUCUCAGUCUCCGCCGAGGGCUUAUCACAAUGGGUACGGCGGCUCUCCCACAUACGGGGACGGGGCGAGGGAGCGAACCUACAGUUACACGAAAUUCUUCGACAAGGCAAGCAGUUUUGCUGAUAAAGGGUUUGGUGGGAAUUUUGCGGGCACGGGGAGGGUGUUUGGAGAAGGACUGUCGGCAGGGUCUUCGGCUUAUGAGAAAAGACGAAGUCGAAGCAAGAGUAGGUCCCGCACGAAAACAACCGCUGAUGGAGAAAUGAUUGAUGAAAUCAUCACAGGAGAAGACGGGGUGUUCGACGGGUCACCACAGCCAGAAGACGAUAUCGACGUUGACUUGGUAAAGCCAGCCUUUGCCCUGAGAGGUUUAAACAACAAGCUUGCCGCACAUAUGGACAGGAUGAAAAUCCUGGAAGAGGAAAACAGUUUCUUGAGAAAACAGAUCGACGUCUUGACACAUUCAGACUCUGCACUUGGAGAGGCCAGAAGGCAGAUGGAGAAAUUGAUUGCAGAGAAGAAGAAACUGGAAGACCAACUUGCAGCUCAGAAGAACGAUAUUGAGAAGAAUAAAGAAAACGUGGCCAUACACAUUGACAAGCUUCGAGCCGUACAGCAACAAAACAGAGAGCUGGCCGCCAAGACAAAGAACUUCGCAAAGGCCAUUGAGCUGGAGAGAGAGGAAUCUGGAAGUAAAAUAGCAAAGCUCGAGGACGAAAUAAAAGCGCUGAAAAGGAUGAAAUACGAAUGGUCCAUUGAGGAAGACACACUUACGAAGGAAAACAAAGAAUCCACUUCAAAGAUUGCACAACUGGAAGAAGAGAUCGGUAGGUUAAAAAGUGAUUUGGACGAGCGAAAUGUACAAAUCAACCAACUGUUGACGGACAACCAAAAUAUGAAAAUAGAGCAAGAGAACAGCAAAGCAGAGCGAGACAAAUUUAUGAGUGAGCAAGAACAGUUAAAGGACGAACAGCAGAAGUUGAAGACGGAGAUGGAAGAAAGCGAGUUAGAGAAAGCGAAAGAGGAAGACGCUCAGAGUAAGAUAAAGACGAUGGAAGAAGAGUACAUGAAGCUGAAGAUGGCCAUUGACCAAGUCGAGAAGACGGUGGCACCUCGGCUGAGGCACGCGAAGGAGCAGUGCGACAGGGUGAUGAAGGAAAAGGGAGAGCUGGAGAAGGAGCUCAGCGAAGUAGAGAAGAAGAGUCAAUCAACUGGGGCAGGCAAGUUGUGUUCUAACUGUGUUCAGCUGGACGUUUUGCUUGAAUGCGAGUACCUAACUCUUGCCAUAGGCUCUGUGGAUCAGGCAUCUAGUCAAAUCAUGGAGUGGUGGCACUCUAAUGAGUUCCAGGUUACUAGGCCGGCGGCACCACCACCAUAUCCAGGUGUACCAGGUGUGUCACUUUCUCCCAUGUCUGGACGACGCCUGUCUCUUGGGUCAUCAACAGAGACCAAGUAUAGUCAAAACACAAGACGUCUGUCUCAACCGGCAAUGACACGUACACAGUCACUGCAGUCUCUUUGCGAAGCCACGGAUGAAGAACAGGUGGGUGAGAGUAAACCGCAGGUCACGCAUCACAUAAGUCGCUUGAGGGAACGCUUACAACAUGGUAGAGAGUUGUUUCGCGGUAAUAGGGCUACCUCGUCUGAACCACGUACAGACGCUGAGGAAAAUGGAAAGCGUGACGAAAAUUCAGACGAUAAGACGAGAUCGUAUUCCCAACCAACAACUAUUAAUGAGGCAAACAUCCUACAAAAUAGACCAGUGCAGCAAGCCCGGCCAUUGGCUCCUCUUUCCAAAGCAGGCCACAUACCAAAAUACCAGCAGCAGGCCAACAACAAAGCUGCAGCAACGUGCAAUUACAAUAGAGAGAAGCCGGGAAACUCUUCUGCAGCCCACCAUGCAGUUAGUUUUCGAGAACAGCUAAAACAAGGUCGAAAGCCGAAGAGCGCCCAGUCUGCUUCGUCUCCAUCUCAAUCAUACGACCUUGGUCAGAAUGUCAACCCAGAGACUACAAGUACAUCAUUACAAGAAUCAGAGAAAGCCAUGAAACACAUGGAAGCAGCGAUGCAACAAACCAAAGGCAUUAAAAACCUUACCGACUCACGCAAGUUUACAGGUUAUAACCUACAAAAGGAAACGAGCCAUCAAGACACUCAGAAACUGCAUGUUUCAAUGCAUGUAGCUGAGGCGAUUGACCAGUCUCAUACACGACGUGUUAAAAACAUAAACGAUUUAGAGCAGAAAGUUAAAGAAACGAGAACGUUCCUCGACGACUAUGAAGACAAGCUGAAAAUUAAAGGAAAAGAGCAGGUCAAUAUGACGGUUCACUCAUCAUCAGUAAAGCAGAAGCUCCUGGAAGUCGACACUUUGUUGACCACGGUGAAAGGUCAGCUAGGUUACACAGGUGUUUUGGAGUCACAGUUACGUGAGGCAAACAAACGUCUUGAAGAGACAAACGAGCAAGUCAAGAGAUUAAACGAGGAGAAAAGAAAUUCCCCUCUGCGCGGUAACCUGUCAUUACAACAGCAUAAAGAUAAUCUGUUGCAACCGGACAAUAGUAUAAAAGAAGAGGGCGUAAUAACAACAAGCAUGCUAGGCAUGGCAUCUUCGGACUUGGCCAUUCGAGACAAACAAAACAAGGAUAUUGCCACGGAAGAAGUAUGUAAUUUACAACAAAUGCAAAAUGAAUCAUCUGCUGUAAAGUUGGAAAACGACGAGCUGAAACAAAUAGUGCCAGAGCUCAAGAACAUCCUCAUCAAAGUACGCGCCGAGAACCUUCGCCUGAGGGGUCAAUGCGAGAAACAGGCAAGAGAUAUAACGGCAGUGGGUACGGCCCAUGAAGAGAGGGAACGGGCCUGGAAGGUCCUAGUAGAGGAUCACAACCUUUUAAAGGAAAAGUAUGACAAGAUGAGUGCAGUUAUGGAGAAUAUGGUCAAGGAGAAGGAACAAAACGAAUCGAAGGUACAGCAAUUGUGCAGCCAACUGGAGGAAAUGGAAAGCAGGAAUCUACAUCUUCAACAGCAAACAAAGAACAUUGAAACUGUCAAGUUAAAUCUAUCAACCACAAAAGAACUACAGACCGAUGCAGAUGAAAUACUAGAGACACAUGACCAUUGGCUGACAUAG